Molecule: messenger RNA, 978 nt
Organism: Colossoma macropomum (tambaqui)
Lineage: Eukaryota; Metazoa; Chordata; Actinopteri; Characiformes; Serrasalmidae
Gene: rida
Product: reactive intermediate imine deaminase A homolog
Exons: 6
Coding region: 140-562 (140 amino acids)
Cellular component (GO): cytosol
Molecular function (GO): deaminase activity
Source: RefSeq, a predicted model, not a curated record
UCUGCACUGACAAAGCUGUCAGGAGUCAAAUUCAUACCAUAAGUGAAGUGAAGUUAAUGAUCAGUGUAAUGUUUGUUCGGAGGCGUGUCGACAGAGGCUAUAGGUGAACACAGACACUUUGAAAGAUAUUAGUCUGCUCAUGUUGGAAGAGAUGGCUGCUAUUCGAAGGCAAAUACCAUACACAUCUAAAGCCCCAGUUAGACAGGGCAUAUAUAGCCAGGCGGUGCUGGUAGAUCGCACUGUGUAUGUCUCUGGGCAGCUGGGGAUGGACGUAGCAUCGGGGCAGUUAGUGGCUGGAGGGGUGCAGGCUCAAGCCAAACAGGCUCUCAUAAACAUGGGUGAGAUUCUGAAAGCAGCAGGAUGUGGAUAUGAAAAUGUUGUCAAAACAACUGUGCUCCUGGCAGACAUUAAUGACUUCAACAAUGUCAAUGAAGUUUACAAGCAAUUCUUCACCAGAAACUUUCCAGCCAGGGCUGCUUACCAAGUCGCUGCUCUACCCAGAGGUGGUCUUGUUGAGAUCGAAGCAGUUGCUGUAUUGGGACCCAUUACGGACGCCUCCUGACUGACCGCCGCAAGCAUGAAUAAAUUGUAACCUUAAAUGAGUAGCCUAAAAUUGGAUCACUAACAGCCUUCAUCCUGAGAUAUACCUUUAGAUGUUGUAAACACAGAAGAAAAUACAUUCCUUUGCACUGACAACUGGUUGUAAUAUUCCAUCUAACCUAUUACAUGUCAAUUCAACCUAUGACAUGGUAGUAUUGCUGAUGGAGUUUUGAUUUGUACUUUCCAUGAGCUGACUUUAUAGGAAGCGGAUGUAGUGAUAUAGUCUACAAUGCAGAGUAAUUCAAGACUACACUUCAAUUAACAGUAUUAUUGUUAAUGUUUAACCUUUUAUCAACUCCUAUGAUUUGUAUUUCUCAUUGCAUUUGUAACACUAAAACAGGAAAGCAAAUUAAAUGAAAGCAAGUCCUGAUUUUUAAA